Molecule: messenger RNA, 4443 nt
Organism: Nothobranchius furzeri (turquoise killifish)
Lineage: Eukaryota; Metazoa; Chordata; Actinopteri; Cyprinodontiformes; Nothobranchiidae
Gene: kif15
Product: kinesin family member 15
Biological process (GO): microtubule-based movement
Molecular function (GO): microtubule binding; ATP binding; microtubule motor activity
Source: RefSeq, a predicted model, not a curated record
CCGGGUAGUUUUCUGGGGAAGACGACUAGCCCGCCAAUUUUAAAGAACAACAUAAACAAUGUUGUCCGUCCGUCUCUGAUUCUGUGACGUGAACAACGUAUAAAUAGAUUUUUAACGAUUAAUUCUUCGUAGACAACGAUGCAAACUACUGGAAAAGGCUUUGGAGAUUCAACCCUCCUUGCUGCAAGUGGCGACAGUGAUUCAAUUAAAGUAUUUGUCCGAGUGCGACCUCUGACCCAGGGAACAGGGCUGACCACAGAUGGAGAUCAGAAUCUGUGUCUCUCUGUUACCUCCCCACACACCGUCCGUCUGCUCUCCAAACCAGAACCACGAACCUUCACCUACGAUCAUGUUGCUGACAUGGAGACAUCUCAGGAGUCUGUAUUCAACAGUGUGGCCAAGAAUAUUGUUGAGUCCUGCAUGAAUGGAUAUAAUGGUACCAUAUUUGCUUAUGGACAAACAGGCUCUGGAAAAACGUUUACAAUGCUUGGACCGUCUGAGUUUGAUAACUUCACAGAUGAAUUCAGGGGGGUAAUUCCACGAAGUUUUGAGUACUUGUUUUUUCUCAUCAACCGAGAAGUGGAGAAGUCUUCCAAGUCCAAGAGCUUCCUUUGCAAAUGUUCAUUUAUUGAAAUUUACAACGAACAAAUCUAUGAUCUUCUGGACACAGCUUCGGCAAGCCUUUUCCUGAGGGAGAACAUUAAGAAAGGUGUGUUUGUUGAAGGAGCUGUGGAGAAGUUUGUGAACUCAGCAGCUGAAGCCUACAAGGUGCUGUCUAUGGGCUGGCGUAAUCGGCGUGUGGCCUCCACCUCCAUGAACCGCGAGUCCUCAAGAUCUCACGCUGUGUUCAGCAUGACUUUGGAGUCCAAAGAAUCUGUCAAUGAGGUGGUGAACAUCCGAAUGUCUCAGCUGAAUCUUGUGGAUCUGGCAGGAUCCGAGAGACAGAAAGACACACACACGGAGGGAUCGAGACUCAAGGAAGCCAGCAGCAUCAAUCGCUCCCUCAUGUGCCUGGGCCAGGUGAUCAUGGCGCUGGUGGAUGUGUCUAAUGGAAAGCACCGCCACAUUUGCUACAGGGAUUCUAAACUCACCUUCCUGCUCCGGGACUCUCUCGGAGGAAAUGCUAAGACCUACAUCAUAGCUAAUGUCCACCCUGGUUCAAAGUGUUUUGGAGAAACGUUGUCUACCUUGCAGUUUGCUCAGAGAGCCAAGCUGAUCAAAAACAAGGCUGUCAUUAACGAGGACACACAGGGAAAUGUGAAGCAGUUGCAAGCUGAAGUGAGGAAACUGAAAGAUCAGCUUGCGCAGGCGUUGUCUUUUCACCGAGUGGACUCUGAUAGAGACGCAGCACCAGGGGGAUCUGAACCCUGCAUGGGUCCAUCAGCUGAACUUCAACAUGAUGUUUCGUAUAAAGCAAAGUUAAUGUCUGCCGUUCGUCUGUGGAGGAAGCAAGAGGAUGAGAAGAAGAUGCUGCUGAAGAAGGUGGCGCAACUGGAAGAAGCCUGGACGCAGAAAGACAAGUUCAUCCACUCCAGCAGGAUGAUCAUCAGGUUUCGAGAAGAACACAUUUCCCGCCUAGAGAAAAAGCUGAAGGCAGGACAAUGCUUGUUGUCGGACGUAGAGUCUCAGGCUUUGAUAGAGCAGCUGAAAAAAGAGAUCAAGAUCUUGAGCGAUCAGGUUGAUCAUCAUCCUAAGAUGACUCGAUAUGCAGCAGAAAACUACAGCCUCAGAGAGGAGAACCGUAUGCUACGUUCUCUUGAAUCCGUGAUGAACGCUGAAGAUGUUUGUGCCCAAGUUUCCGCUGAGCUGGAGGAGGCCUUCCAGAUGGCACUGGAGUCAGAAAAACUCACAGGAACUUGCACAACCAUGUCAUCUGCACUGGGAACUGACGCUGAUUCUACAGCUACGAUCGAAAAGCUGAAUUCAAAACUGCUUCAGAAACAGUCCGACUUCACGGCUGCCCUCCAGGCUUUUGAGGAGUACAAAGAAGUUUCAAAGAAACAGUUAUCCCAACUGGCGUCCGAGAAAAGAUACCUUGAAAAGUCCAACAAGCAUUUGGAAAAUAUUUUAGAAGCCACGCAUGCUUGUAAAAAUCAAGAAGUCUCUGAGCUGAACAGGAUUCACGUUGAAACUCUAAAGAUUCUCUCUACGCCCACCAAAUCCUACAACCUGCGCUCCCGCCUUGUGCCGCUCUCCAGUCCACAACAUCUGAACGGGAAUGACGAGGCUGACAUUUGGUCGGAGGAGCCCCCAUCUGACAUGACUGAGAUGGCCCUGACAGAAGAGCUGCAUCAAAUUCAGGAGCAAGCGAGUUGUGUCCAAACACGUUUAGAUGAAGUGGAGUUGAAGAACAGCAAGCUGCUGCAGCAGAUUGCAAAACUCGAGGAGCAGAUCGCCAUGAAAUCCCAAGAAUGUGACCACAAAGAGGAGCUGCUUUCUGCCGAACGAGCUAACAGAAACAAAGAUCAGCUCAACUUCCAAGAAAAGAUGAGCGGCCUGCAGGAGAAGCUUGAGUCUGAACAGCGAGCUGCAGAAGUUCUGAAGAGCGAAAUCCAUGAUCUGCGCUUGCUGCUGCAGUCGUCAGACAAAGAGCUGGCGUCUGUGAAAAACCAGUUAAAAGACGAUCAAAGUGAACAUCAGCAAGAAGCGAGUCAGCUCUCCAACAGUCUGAUCAGCACUCAGCUCCAACUGGACAAAGUCCAGCUGGAGUGGGAACAACUUCUGGAACAAAACCGAACCCUGCAGGAUUCCUUCGACCAGCUCCAAGCCGAAGCCAAGUUUGAUGCCGACCAGGCCGGUCAGCAGCUGUGUGACAAGCAGCAGGAGAUAGAACAGCUGAAAGCAGAUAUACAGAAUUUGAAUCAUUCUCUGCAAGCUGAGCGAGAGCGCACAAGCAGUCUGAUUUCCCAGUUAAGAGAAAACAAAGAAAGCACUUCGAAAGAGCUUCUAGAAACCAUGGAUCAGAACGCACAGCUCAGAAAACAAGUUUCAGACAUGACAGCACAAAAUCAUCAGCAGUCAACCAAACUCACCGAACUUGAGCAGAGUCUAACCGCUGCCAGUGAAACGAUAACAAGCUUGGAACAGAAGAUUAAACAGGAUAAGGAUGUUCUUUUAGACCUCAUGAACCAAACCAAAGACCUUCGUAGUGAGCUGAGCCAGAAGGAGGAGACCAUUAUCCACCUGAGUGAUGACAUCAGAGACACGAUGGCUAAAUAUGAUGCUGCCUGCAGUGAGAGAGAAAACACCAGGGAGCAAAACCAAAAGAUUCAGACAGAAAUCUGUGAACUGAAGGAAACUUUAGAGAGAAAAAUGACCUCUAACAAGAUUGAGGUGGAGGUGCUGCAGGAGGAGGUCGCGUACGCCACCGAAGAGGUUGACAGGCUGACUAAGGUCUUAGGUGAGCAGAACAUCCUCCUCCAAACAUCUCAGGAGCAAACGGCUAAGAAGGAGGCCAUCAUAAGGAGCCUACAGCAGAAGGUGCAACAACAACAAGAAGCUGUUGAGAAAACCAUCAGAAAUGGAGAUUUUAAACCCCCUGAGAGUACCGUCACACCUAAAUCCCUGGAUCGGACUCCUCGUGGUUUCGGCAGCUUCAACAGAAACCUGAACGACUUGUUGGAGAGCCAGGAGCAGGAGCUGGAGAGCCGACGCUCCUCCAUGAUGAGCAUGGAGAUUCUUCUGGCAGAGCUGAACGCGGAGAGGGCCGCAAAGAACGAGGAAAUCCACAGGCUGAAGACGGAGCUGGCUGACAAGGAGGUUGUCCAGAUGGAGAUCCAGGGUUUACUAGACACGUUUUACACCAAACAGAGUCAGCUCACAGAGCCCAGGAAUAACAGCAAUACUAGUAAAAGUGAGCUUCAUGAAGCCAUAAAUCAGACUUUGGUGCAAGAUCUGCAUGAGGAACGGUCUGAGAAGAACAAAAUAAUGCAGAAACUGUUUGAGACUCAGAAGAGGCUGCAGGAGCAGGAAACCACUCUGGCCAAGUCCCAGACCUGUGUUCAUGAGCUGACCACUGAGCUAAGGAACCGCUGUCUGGAGCUACGAGAGAUCAACCAGAGGAUUUAUGAUGAGGAGAAACUACUCCAGGAGAAUGAGAUGCUCCGUCAGCAGAAUCUAAAGCUUUCUGAGGAGAACGGGAAACUUGUUGGACACAAGAACCACAAACAGAGGAUUGAAUAUCUGGUUAAGCUGAAAAAGGAAAACACCAGACUUGAAGGAGAAAACGAGAAGCUCAGAGCAGAAAUUAGCCUAAUGCGGGAGAGCUCUGUAUGCUCACCGAUGGAGACCAUGUAAACCUCAAGUGGGACUGAACUCUUGGCAAGAAACCAAUUUUUAUUUUUCAUAGUUUUUGAUAUAAAGACAUAUUUUCAUAUUUGAUUUUUGUUCUGUCUUUUUCAUGUAAAUUAAAUGUUACUGGUGAAUAAACUGUUGAUGAUGGUA